AUGCUACGUCGGGCUGCUGGUCAUCGCUCUCGCGGCGUCGUGGCCCGUCUGCCGAUGACGCGGUCGUUUGCCAAGAAGGCGUCUCCUGCGCAGUCGGUGCUGCGCCCCAUUCACUUUGAGCACGACGACGAUGAUACUCGCGAGCGACCGUAUCGUAUUGUCGGCGUGCGGGACGUAGAGGUGCAGGACUGGGAGUACCCGACGCGGAUGGAGGCCGACGAGAAGAACAAGCAGCGCGUGCUGCGGAAUCGCUUUGGCCAUCCGAACUUUAUUAGCCUCUGGGUGGACAAGCUGAACGAGGUGGAAGGCUACUUGAAGCAGCAGCGCGUGCCAUACUCAAGUGAAGGCAUUGUCCAAGGCCCCGAGGGGCAUGACGUGCUCGUGAUUCCCCCGAGCGACGAUGGCAGCAGCAUUGAGUUUUUCAACUUGUGUGAUAACCCGACGAUGGUGGAGCUCGUGCAGGCUCCUCCCGAUGUCAUUAAGGAGUUUGAAGACGACAGCGUGGAGCAGUCGUAG
This is a messenger RNA of Hyaloperonospora brassicae, 516 nucleotides long. The record is from the annotation of a GenBank genome assembly. NCBI's taxonomy places the organism in Eukaryota, Oomycota, Peronosporomycetes, Peronosporales, Peronosporaceae.